Suhomyces tanzawaensis NRRL Y-17324 is the source of this 1200-nucleotide messenger RNA. It is a transcript of the gene NUP, whose product is annotated as Nupp. Gene Ontology annotation, biological process: nucleoside metabolic process; transmembrane transport. The coding region runs from base 1 to 1200 and encodes 399 amino acids. Gene Ontology annotation, cellular component: endoplasmic reticulum. The transcript has a single exon. Gene Ontology annotation, molecular function: catalytic activity. NCBI's taxonomy places the organism in Eukaryota, Fungi, Ascomycota, Pichiomycetes, Serinales, Debaryomycetaceae. The record is from RefSeq and is a predicted model, not a curated record.
AUGAAGUUCAGUACUUUCGCUUUAAGCUUUUUGGCUUGUCUUUGUAAUGCCCACCCAUUUAAACGUGAAAUCAAUGGAACCCAACUAAGUAACGAUAUUCCUCCAACCACAGCAAAUGAUCUUCACUCUUCCUAUGGCAAGCCAUUUGCAAUCUACCAACCAAAAGCAUUUAUUGUAUCCAUGUUCGAGUUAGAGAGAGACCCCUGGUUGAAAGAAUUGGACUUUGUUCACAAUAUUACUUUACCAGGCUUAUCUCCCGCGUAUCCCACACUCUACUGUUCUACAAACUAUACCAUAUGUCAAAUUACCACUGGAGAAGGUGAAAUUAAUGCUGCCUCUACCAUCACUGCUUUGACCUUGAACCCACUUUUUGAUUUGUCAAAAACAUACUUUUUAAUUGCUGGUAUUGCUGGUGGAGAACCAGCUUAUACCACACUUGGUGGUGUUACAUUUGCCAAGUAUGCUGUUCAAUUGGCCCUAGAAUACGAAGUGGACUAUGUGGAUUAUCAUAACACCAUGCCUAACUGGACUACUGGGUACUAUGCAUAUGGAACCCAUGACCAAAACGAAUAUCCAGGAAAUGUCUAUGGAACUGAAGUCUUUGAGGUCAACGAGCAAUUGCGAGACCGUGCAGUAGAAUUAGCUUCAAGGGCUGAAUUAAACAAUGGAACUGAGCAGAACGCAAAGUUCAGGUCUUUAUAUAACCAAACUGCUGCCAGAUCUUUGCCAGCCAUUGCAAAAUGUGAUGUCGCUACUUCGGACGUCUAUUUCUAUGGAGCCACUUUGAAUAACUACUUUUCAUCUUUUGCAUCAAUGAUGACCAAUGGAAGUGCUGUUUAUUGUGCCAGCGCUCAGGAAGAUAAUGCUUCUUUGGAAGCAUUUGUACGUGCCCAGAAAUUUGGCCUCGUGGAUUAUGACAGAAUUGUCGUAAUGAGAACAAUUUCUGACUUUGCAAGACCACCACCGCUGAUGGAUAAUAAUACAGUUGGUUUCUUUAAUCAAGCAGACCAAGGUGGAAUUCAAGCCUCCUUAGAUAACUUGGUCAAAGCUGGCCUCCCCUUCAUCCAUGAUAUCCUAGCAGAAUGGGACAGUGUAUAUGAUUCAGGUGAUAAAUACCGUUCUAAGAAUUAUGUCGGUGACAUCUUUGGGACUUUGGGCGGCACGCCUGAUUUUGGAAAGCCAAACUUCGAUGUUGCUUGA